Helianthus annuus (common sunflower) is the source of this 2235-nucleotide messenger RNA. Its product is annotated as SNW/SKI-interacting protein A. The record is from RefSeq and is a predicted model, not a curated record. The transcript is spliced from 2 exons. Bases 180 to 2048 code for a protein of 622 amino acids. Gene Ontology annotation, cellular component: spliceosomal complex. Gene Ontology annotation, biological process: mRNA splicing, via spliceosome. Lineage: Eukaryota; Viridiplantae; Streptophyta; Magnoliopsida; Asterales; Asteraceae.
UCCCAAAAUCAGAUAAAACUGAAUUAAAAACCCUAAAUUGCAAAAAAGGGGAAUCACGAUCCCCAAUUUCACCCAAACCAGAAGACUCGAUUCAUCUCAAUUCGAUAUCGAUUAAGUUCGUGAUCUCUGAAUCGAUCGAUCCUUGAUCCAUAUUGUAUAAAUCGCAGGUUUUCACAUCAAUGGCAGCUCUGAAGGAGAUCUUGCCACCUGCGAAAUCAUCCGCUGCUACAUUCUAUGAUCAUUCAAGUGAUCCGUGGUUCAAACAAAGAUAUUCCGCUUCAACAGAAGAGGAAGUGGCCAAUGUUGUUAAAACCAACCCUAUCCCAGUAUACAACACCCCAGAAAGGUUGAAAUAUCGGCCAUCGAAACCACAAGAUUUUGGCGAUGGUGGAGCGUUUCCCGAGAUUCACUAUGCACAAUAUCCACUUGAUAUGGGUCGAAAAAGAGAUUCGAAUUCUGGCCCGAAAACAUUACCUGUUACUGUCGAUGACAAGGGGAAUUUAACAUUUGAUGCGAUUGUGAAGCAAAAUGAAAAUUCUAGAAAGAUUGUUUAUUCGCAACACAGAGAUAUUAUUCCGAAGAUUCUGAAAGACGAUGAAGAAGAGUACGAAGAAGACGAUGAGAAACAACAAGAGAUUGAAAAAACUACACUGCAAACAAAAGAAGCUCUUGAGAAGAUCGUAAACGUGAGGUUGAGUGCCGCACAACCGAAAAAUGUUCAAACACAAUCGCAAGAUUCGAAAUUUAUCAAGUACAAACCGUCACAGCAAUCGGCUGCGUUUAAUUCGGGUGCGAAGGAAAGAAUUAUCCGGAUGGUGGAAAUGCCAGUGGACCCGUUAGAGCCACCGAAGUUUAAACACAAGCGGGUCCCAAAAGCUAACGGGUCACCCCCGGUUCCCGUCAUGCACUCGCCGCCACGACCCGUGACGGUUAAGGACCAGCAAGAUUGGAAAAUUCCACCGUGUAUUUCGAACUGGAAAAAUCCGAAAGGGUACACAAUCCCUCUCGAUAAACGUUUGGCAGCCGAUGGUAGAGGGCUUCAAGAGGUUCAAAUUAACGAUAAUUUCGCAAAGCUUUCAGAAGCUUUGUAUGUAGCGGAACAACAGGCCCGUGAAGCCGUUUCCAUGAGGUCCAAAGUUCAAAAGGAAAUGAUGAUGAAAGAAAAAGAAAGAAAAGAGCAGGAAUUGCGUGCGUUGGCUCAAAAAGCCCGAUCUGAAAGGACUGGUACCGGGCCCGCUAUUGGUUCGGGUCCAGGCUCGUUUGCACCUGACAUGAAUAUGAUGGAUACUGAUGAGCCGAUGCGACCCGAACAUGAGCAUGGACGUGAACAUGAACAUAAACAUAAACGUGGGUCUGAUCGGGACAGGGAUAGAGACCAGCCGAGAGAGACAAAAGAGGAGAGAGAAGAACGGAUUCAGAGAGAGAAAAUCCGAGAAGAACGACGUAGAGAACGUGAGAGAGAAAGACGAUUGGAAGCUAAAGACGCAGCCAUGGGAAAAAAGAGCAAGAUCACACGCGAUCGGGACCGUGACAUCAGUGAAAAGGUGGCUCUUGGUAUGGCAUCGGCUGGGUCGGGCCGUGGCGGUGAGGUUAUGUACGACCAACGGUUAUUCAACCAAGAAAAGGGAAUGGAGUCCGGUUUCGCAACCGAUGAUCAAUACAACAUAUACGAUAAAGGCUUGUUCACUGCGCAACCGACAUUAUCAACAUUAUACAGGCCAAAGAAGGAUGCUGACGAUGAGAUGUACGGUGGGGCUGAUGAGCAGCUAGAGAAGAUUAGGAAGACGGACCGGUUCAAACCGGAUAAGGGGUUCACGGGUGCGGGUGAGAAGAGUGGGCCGAGAGGCGGACCGGUUGAGUUUGAAAGGGAUGUGGUUGAAGAUGCGGAUCCGUUUGGUCUGGACCAGUUUUUGACGGAGGUUAAGGGUGGAAAGAAACCGUUGGAUAAGAUUGGGAGCGGUGGGACCAUGAGAGCAAGUGGUGGUGGGUCGCGAGAUGGAUAUGAAGGGUCGGGCAGGACUCGUAUUGGGUUUGAAAAGGGGCGGUGAUUCGAGCACAAGUGGUCGCUGACUCGGUUGCUAUGAGAGCUGCUUGCUUUAAAGGUUAAAGUAUUUUUAUUUGUAUUAAACUUGGAUGUUUGUCAUAUUACUCUUUAAACUAUGGAUGUUAGUUUGUAUUGUUUUGUUGGGACUCAUCGUUUUAAAAUAUAAACCGAGACUCAAGUGUGGUUGGUGA